Molecule: messenger RNA, 2855 nt
Organism: Tetranychus urticae (two-spotted spider mite)
Lineage: Eukaryota; Metazoa; Arthropoda; Arachnida; Trombidiformes; Tetranychidae
Source: RefSeq, a predicted model, not a curated record
AAUGUAUGGGUUAACAGUUUGUAAUCAGCAAUUGAUUAAGUUAAUCAUAGAUUUGAUAAUAAAAUGCGCAAAUUACUCAAAAAGUGGAUUCAACUUUCGAUUCAUGGCUGUAUAUGAUCUCAAUGGUAUCCGUAAAUUUAGGUGAAGCAUUAGAGCAUUUUUAAUUAUUUCUGAUACUUUACAGUUAUUAACAUUUCUCUUCCCAGUUUUGUUGAAGACAUAUUUUUUUGUCAAACAAAGCAAAGUGAAAACACCAUUUUUUUAUUCCAUUGUAAAUUCAGUUUUCAGCAAAGAGUAAUACUCUUUGGUAUUCAGUAUUCGAGAUAUGAUUGUUUGAUUGACAAUCUUAGAUGACAAUAUUACCCCUCAUUCGAACGCCACAUGAUAAAAAUGAUAAACAAUCUUAUUUAAAGUUAUUUUAAAAGUUAAAGACUCAUUCUGGUUCCAUUUUUCCAGUCCUAAAGCCAUGGAAUCAAAGAAAGAAAUUCAUCAGAUUCGAGAAGCUGUUAAAGAGGAUUGUCAACAGAUUAUAAAAUUAAUCAAAAUGUUAGCUCGCUAUGAAAACAUGGAGAAUGCAGUGAAAAUUGAUUCUACAACUUUAAUUGAUGAUGGAUUUACGGAAAACAAACCUCCAAGUUUCAAAUGCUUAGUAUCUCAUGGUGAAAAUCAACAGUUAUCUGGUUAUUUAAUCUACUAUUACACUUAUCCAUGGGAAGGUCGAUCUAUUUUCAUUCUUAAUAUCUUUGUAGAUCCUCAAUUCAGAAAAAUGGGAAUUGGGAAAAAGUUCAUAACCAAAUUAGCCCAGAUUGCUUAUGCUGAAGAUAUGGCGCGUAUCGAUUUAUCUAUUUUGGAUUGGAAUCAGUUAUCCAUCGAUUUUCACCAGUCACUUGGAGCUGUUAACUUGUCAAAUAAAGAGGGUUGGAAUUAUUUUCGAUUCAAUAAGAACAGUAUUCAACAAUUAGCUAAUAAAACCAAGGAAUCAAAACAUAAAACUCAUCAGAUCCGAGAAGCUGUUAAAGAUGAUUGUCAUCAAAUUAUUGAAUUAAUCAAAAUGUUUGCUCGUUAUUUAAGCAUGGAGGAUGCGGUGAAAAUUGAUACUGAGACUUUUAUUCGGGAUGGUUUUACUGAAAACAAACCUCCAAGUUUUAAAUGCUUAGUAUCUCAUGAUGCCAAUAACAAAUUAUCUGGUUAUUUAAUCUACUAUUACACUUACUCAACAUACGAAGGCCGAUGUAUUCACAUGGAAGACAUCUUUGUUGAUCCGCAAUUCAGAAAAAUGGGAAUUGGGACAAAGUUGAUAACAAAAUUAGCUCAGAUUGCUUAUGCUGAAAAUACAUGUAUUGCCCGUAUUGAUUUUCUUAUUCUGGAUUGGAAUCAAUUAUCCAUGGAUUUUCAUCAGUCACUUGGAGCUUUUAACUUGUCAGAGAAACAAAAACGGACAGCUUUCCGAUUCGAUAAAAACAGUAUUCAACAAUUAGCAACGAAUUGCCAAAACAUUUUGAAAGAUUAGCUGCACCUAGAAAUGCUACAACCUGUUGAAUCAGAUUGAAUUGGAUGCAGCCAUGAGGAAUUUAAUACAGAAUUUGAUACUCGGUUGUUUGCCAAAGGUAUAUUUUGGAGGGAAAUAAGAUUGUCUCGAAGAACAAUCAGCUGAAUUUGUUGAGCUUAAAAGUGGUAAGAGUAACAAAUCCCCAAAAAGUGCAAUUGUCAGCUUACAUAAACUUUAGAGAUGGCAACAGAACGAAAUUCAUUCAUCCAUUCAUUCAUCAUUAUAUUAGAUGAAUCGUGCAUACAAACUAGCUAAACGAGUCUAUGAUAAUUGAAAACCGUUUCCACAAACCUGUUGUAAUCCAAGAUAGUAACAAUUUAUCCUUUCUAAUUAUUCCAGAAUUGCAUUACUUAUUUCCACUAAAUUAACCUUACAGAUGAAUUUAAUAUUAGGAAUAUCCACAUUGCUCUAAACAGUGAAAGCGACAUCAUUUUGUGCUUGUGCACCAUUUUACCCCAUUGUACAGGGGAUUUUUAUCUAUUGCGUUUGUACGCAGUCAUAACUUACGGCACUGAAGAUUCCGAAUUUUAACCAUGUGCUUCCUCAAAUUGAGGAACCAUAUAUUGAAACUUUUAGAUCACUCAGUUAUAUGAACUUCAAGUGACAAGGCAACGUUAGAAAGGCGCUAUCUUUUUUGAACUGACAUAUGUUGAUAACAAAUCAAUAAUCAUGCUGUUUUCAUGCAUGUAGUGAUGGGGUGCAUUUAGAUGCAUGUGUAGAUACACUUUUAUGAGCAUUCAAGUUUCCUUGAGCUUGGUAAUUCUGGUUUUGAAAAACUCGUGCAUCUCUUUAAUGAUAAAAAUUAUUGACUCACAACUAACACCGAACUGUGUUAGAGUGUUAGAAGAUAGCAGUUUAUGACCUUUAAUGUCAUUAGCAGUCAAAUAGUAGAGCGACCUUGAAUGAUUUUGAAAGCUUUAAUUGUUGAUAAUCACAAGAACUGAAGAUAUGAUUCAAUUCGCUCGUGAUUCAAAUCUGGGAUCAACCGUUCAAUCAAAAAGAGGGGAAAUAAAUUCAGUUGCUGCUGGUAUUUCAAUCAAUUUAGAGUUUUAUGAAGCUCAGAAUCAACUUUACAAUGCUGAUGAUUUCAUUGAUUACCUCAAAAAUUAUUAGAUUUUAUUUCCACUUGAAAUUGACCUUAAAUAUGGAUAACUUUCAUUUCCAUAAUUCCAUGGUAAACACUUGAAGCUACAAUCAAAUUUUAUUACUUCUUUAUCCCUAAUCACCCUUUUGAACCAAAUGGAGAACAUGUUUAAUCAGUUGAAGUAUUAAAUGAAAAGCUUGUCCAUGCUUUAGAUUUGACGAA